Arabis nemorensis is the source of this 3117-nucleotide messenger RNA. Lineage: Eukaryota; Viridiplantae; Streptophyta; Magnoliopsida; Brassicales; Brassicaceae. The record is from the annotation of a GenBank genome assembly.
AUGGAGGUUCUCGUAGAUUUUUCUAUCUCCUGCCUUCGCGUCGAUUACUUCCUGCUUCUUGUAAAAUUCGACAACAACGUGGUUUCGACCUCUAUGCUGCUUAAGUUUGUAAUUUGUACACAUGAUGCUCAAACGAAUGUCCGCAGCUCAAGUAAACGACAGGAAAUCAAGAAAGGGGCCUCUCCUGAACCGAUCCUCUCGAUAAAUUCUGGUCUUCAUCGAAGCAGCGAUGAGGAAUCAGAACCGGAAAAUGGUUCUGCAGACAGUGUUCCGAGCCUCAAGUCAGACGCAGAAAAGGGAAACAGUAUUCAUUCGACCGUAGAAGAUAACCAUGCUAAUGAGAAAACUGAAACGAGUGACGAUAUACAAAGAACUGAAGUAACUCGGUACAGAAAUAAACCUGCAAAGAAGAAGGAGGAAAAUGUACACGCCACUAUUGAUAUUGAGCAUGAUGAUGGACAGAACUUAAAUACGUUAACUGUGCCUGAGGUUGCAAAAGCUUUGUCCAUUAACACAAGUGGAGGGGAGCAAUUUUCAGAUGGACAGUAUGGGGAACUAAUGACAAUGAUAAGAAAUGCAGAGAAAAAUAUUCUUCGGCUUGACCAAGCACGGUCCACUGCUCUUGAUGAGCUCAACAAGAUUCUAAGUGAAAAAGAAGCACUGCAGGGAGAAAUCAAUGUUUUGGAAAUGAAAUUGGCUGAUACUGAUGAUAGGAUCAAAACUUCUGCUCAAGAGAAAGAACGUGUAGGGGUUCUGGAAGAAGAGUUAGAGAAGCUUCGUCAUGAAAUGAUUUCCCCGCUAGAAAGUGAUGGUUAUAUUCUAGCUCUUAGCAAAGAACUUGAAACAUUGAAGAUAGAGAAUCUGUCUUUGAGGAAAGAUAUAGAAAUGCUUAAGACAGAACUUCACAGUGUUAAGGAUACUGAUGAACGUGUAGUUGUGUUGGAAAAAGAAUGCUCAGGUUUGGAAUCUUCUGUUAAGGAUUUAGAGUCUAAGUUAUCGGUUUCCCAGGAAGAUGUCUCGAAGCUUUCGUCUCUUAAAACCGAAUGCACUGAUCUAUGGACGAAGGUAGAGAGUCUACAGCUGUUGUUAGAUAGAGCUACCAAACAAGCAGAGCAAGCGGUUUUAGUGUUACAACAGAAUCAAGAUCUCAGAAAUAAGGUUGAGAAAAUCGAGGAAGCGCUUAAAGAGGCCAAUGUUUAUAAAGAAUCAUCAGAAAAAAUCCAACAGUACAAUGAACUGAUGCAACAUAAGGUGAAAUUACUUGAGGAGCGGCUCGAAAAGUCUGAUGCAGAGAUAUUCGCGUAUGUUCAGUUAUAUCAAGAAUCAAUAAAAGAAUUCCAGGAAACACUUGAAAGUUUGAAGGAAGAAACCAAGAGAAAAGCAAGAGAUGAACCUGUCGAUGAUAUGCCUUGGGAUUAUUGGAGUCGUUUACUUCUAACUGUUGAUGGAUGGCUGCUUGAAAAGAAAAUAGCAAGCGAUGAUGCAGACUCUCUAAGAGAAAUGGUUUGGAAAAAAGAUAGAAGAAUUCACGAUACAUAUAUUGAUGUCAAAGACAAGACUGAAGGCGAUGCUAUCUCUGCAUUUCUCAAGCUUGUGGCGUCGCCAACAAGUUCAGGAUUGUAUGUCGUUCACAUUGCAGCUGAGAUGGCACCUGUAGCUAAGGUGGGCGGUUUGGGGGAUGUUGUGGCAGGUCUUGGUAAGGCAUUGCAAAGAAGAGGUCAUUUGGUGGAGAUUAUCCUUCCCAAAUAUGACUGUAUGCAGUAUGAUCGUGUGCGCGACUUAAGGGCUUUGGAUACUGUUGUGGAGUCAUAUUUUGACGGAAAGUUAUAUAAAAACAAAAUCUGGGUUGGAACUGUUGAAGGCUUGCCUGUACAUUUCAUCGAACCUCAACAUCCGAGCAAAUUCUUCUGGAGAGGGAUGUUUUAUGGAGAGCAAGAUGAUUUCAAACGCUUUUCGUAUUUUAGCCGUGCUGCAUUAGAGUUGCUUCUUCAGUCCGGCAAAAAACCCGACAUCAUACAUUGUCAUGACUGGCAAACAGCUUUUGUUGCGCCGCUUUAUUGGGAUCUGUAUGCUCCAAAGGGGUUAGAUUCUGCAAGAAUAUGCUUUACAUGUCACAAUUUCGAGUAUCAAGGUACCUCAUCUGCUUCAGAAUUGGGAUCUUGCGGUCUCGAUGUUAGCCAGUUAAACAGACCAGACAGAAUGCAGGAUCACUCAUCUGGAGAUAGAGUCAAUCCUGUUAAGGGUGCUAUAAUCUUCUCAAAUAUUGUAACAACUGUGUCUCCUACUUAUGCACAAGAAGUUCGAACACCCGAGGGAGGGAAAGGACUUCACUCGACGCUCAAUUUUCACUCCAAGAAAUUCAUUGGAAUCCUUAAUGGCAUUGACACGGAUUCAUGGAAUCCCGCCACCGACCCUUUCCUCAAGGCUCAGUUCAACGCUAAAGAUUUACAAGGGAAAGAAGAAAACAAAUACGCCCUUAGAAAGCAGCUUGGACUUUCUUCUGCCAAGCCGAGACGGCCUCUGGUUGGUUGCAUAACAAGGUUAGUACCACAAAAGGGAGUUCAUCUAAUCAGGCAUGCGAUAUACCGAACAUUAGAGUUAGGUGGACAGUUUGUUCUUCUCGGUUCUAGCCCAGUUCCGCAUAUUCAGAGGGAAUUUGAAGGUAUAGAACAACAGUUUAAGAGCCAUGACCAUGUCCGGUUGUUACUGAAGUACGAUGAAGCUCUGUCUCAUUCGAUUUACGCAGCAUCCGAUAUGUUCAUCAUUCCUUCAAUUUUCGAGCCUUGUGGACUUACACAGAUGAUCUCUAUGAGAUAUGGAUCCAUUCCAAUCGCCCGAAAAACUGGAGGCUUAAACGACAGUGUCUUCGACAUCGAUGAUGAUACAAUACCAACCCAGUUUCAAAACGGAUUUACAUUUCAAUCCGCGGACGAACAGGGUCUAAAUUACGCGCUGGAGCGAGCAUUUGAUCAUUACAAGAAAGAUGAAGAGAAAUGGAAGAGACUUGUGGAGAAAGUGAUGAGUAUAGAUUUCAGUUGGGGAUCAUCAGCUACACAGUACGAAGAGCUCUACACGAGAUCAGUGGCUAGAGCAAGAGCUUCUGCUAACCGCACGUGA